This is a messenger RNA of Lucilia cuprina (Australian sheep blowfly), 792 nucleotides long. RefSeq names its product pre-mRNA 3' end processing protein WDR33. The record is from RefSeq and is a predicted model, not a curated record. The annotation marks the transcript as partial. The transcript has 2 exons. NCBI's taxonomy places the organism in Eukaryota, Metazoa, Arthropoda, Insecta, Diptera, Calliphoridae.
AUGUUUCAAACAGUUCAAAUAUUGACCAUCCUUUUUCUAGCCAUUAAUGGUCCUUCAUGCCGAGGCUCGACAUUGAAAGUUGUUUCACGUGCACGUUCUAAUGACAAUAAUGAUGGUUCUCCCCAAAUUGUCUAUUAUUCACAAAGUGAUCAUUAUCAGAAAAAGGAUAAACCCAAAGAACCACAAAUAGUGGAAGAAGAUUUUGAAGAAGCCGAACAAGAACAAGAAAAAGAUGGCCGCAAAGUACCCGACUACUUAUAUCCCACUACCAUACCCAUGAUGAAUGAUAAUUUCAAAAUUAUUGUACCACAAAUGUCCAAUUAUCCCAUGUAUGGUUUGGAAAAUCGCAUAGCAUUAAAUGAAAUGAGACCUUCCAAUAAUUACUAUAACACUCAGCGUUUGUCGUUGCCAAAUCCCAAUUUACAAUUUGGUUUAAAUCUAAAUGCCAAUGCGGGCAUGUAUGGCGAACAGAGACCUGGUAAAAAACCCAUGUCUGAAAAAGAGGAACAGCCUAUGUAUCAGCAGACAGCCAUAUUACCCUUGAUUAUAGCCGGACCACCUGGUCCUCCGGGUCCACCAGGACCUCCUGGUCCUCAAGGACCUACUGGCAGAAUGGGACCUCAGGGCAAACCAGGACCACAAGGUCCUAUGGGUCCUCCUGGACCUCAAGGUCCUGCCACUGCUUCCGGUAGUGCCUAUACAACUUUAGGACAAAGUCAUGGUGUUUGGUAUGCGGGUGGUAAAUCUUUGAUACCAAUUAUUCAAACUCCCAAUAAUAACAAUAACAACAAC